UGGGGGCCUUUGGCUGGGAGCAUGACAUUUAGAGAUCCUUGAUCCAACUUCUUGUUUAAAGGGUGGGAGUGAGAAACACACCCUGAAAGUUGCUGUUUAUAUCUAGUUGUCAAGUUCGGGAUCUUUAAUUCUUGGCCAGGCUUGGGCCUGGUCUAGUAGGCGCCUCUCAAACAUCUAUCCUCCCACACCCAAGGGUGGUAUUUGCAAGGCAGUGGCCUGGGUCGUUUUUGCGCAGGAAAGAGCUUGUGGCACCCUCUAUGCCGAGGAGUGUUUUGGGUGAUGGAAGCUGCACACCGGGCUGCGCGGCUGAUCGAGGCCUUUGUGCAAGCGGCGUCUGCUUCUGCAAAGCGCCCUACUCGGGGGAGACCUGCGAGGUCGAAUUCAAGGAAGACUUUAUGCGGCUGGGUUACUUCACCGUGAUGGUCAUUGUUUCUUUGGCUGUGGGUGUGGGCUUCUUUGCGGCGGACAUCCUGUGGCGCGUGACACGGCCCUCCGCGCGAGCCGCGGUCAUGGGCACCCAGCAGGAAAGGAAGACAGCACUGCCAACAGGAGAAUUGUAUUGCAGACCUGAUGGGUUAGUUGACGGGGAUGCUGUCAAAACACCCUUGUGCGACUUACUUUCCGCCAAAGCGCUUGGCUCGUCGGAACAAAGGCGUGUGUUGCCAUGAUGUAUAGUUUCUGAGGUGAAGAAAGAGACCUGGCGCCAGGCUGGCUGAGCAAGAGGA
Molecule: messenger RNA, 725 nt
Organism: Durusdinium trenchii
Lineage: Eukaryota; Dinophyceae; Suessiales; Symbiodiniaceae
Source: the annotation of a GenBank genome assembly